Messenger RNA from Schistosoma curassoni, 6034 nucleotides. The record is from the annotation of a GenBank genome assembly. NCBI's taxonomy places the organism in Eukaryota, Metazoa, Platyhelminthes, Trematoda, Strigeidida, Schistosomatidae.
AUCAUUAUUUAACAUUGUAAAGUACGCAAAAUACUUCGGAUCCGUUGGCCGGACACUGUUAGCAACAACCAACUGUGGGAAAUAACAAACCAGAUCCCAGCGGAGGAAGAAAUUAGGAAGAAGCACUGGAAGUGGAUAGGACACACAUUGAGGAAAGCACUCAACUGCGUCACAAGACAAGCCCUCACACGGAAUACUCGAGGCCAAAGGAAAAUAGGAAGACCAAAAAACACAUUACGCCCGGAAAUGGAGAUAGACAUAAGAAAAAUGAACAAGAAUUGGAUGGAACUAGAAAAGAAGGCCCAGGACAGAGUGGGUUGGAGAAUGCUGGUUGGCGGCCUAUGCUCCAUUAGGAGUAACAGGUAAAGAUAUCAUCACUCUGGUCAACUGACAAGGUAGCUUUUCACUAUCUCUUUAAUGGAAAUACAUAUUACUUGUGACUUUCUUUUUUUUGUUCAUAAUUAGAACGUCUUAUUUUGUUAACCUUGAAAAAUUUAGAAUUUCAAAAACUGAAAACAAGAGAUUAUGCAAAACUACGUGGAUUCAUUUCAAGUUUAGCUGUCAAAGGAUCUCCAUAUCGAUUAUUUAGUCGAGGUAAGUUUUUGUUCUAGAAGAUAAGAACCUUACCAUAAGUUAUUCAAUUUUUGAUUAGUUAUAACCUUACGACAAUUAAUAUACAUAUAGGGUGAUUUUAUACAAACUAUAUUACUUUCUGUGGUAAAGGUCAUGAGUCAGUUGAAGCUAGACCACCAUGGAAAACCUUGGAGCACUGGACGGCCGUUUCUUCCUAUGGUGGGACUCUUAAGCAGUGCGCAUCCACGACCUCGCCCCCUUCGAGUGGUUUAGUGGUUAAGUGCUCGCGCGCGAAACCAGUGGAUCCUGGGUUCGAACCUCGAUCAAUCGAACCCCAUUGAAAUUAAUAUAAUAUCCACAAAACCUACCUGAUAUACUACUUUCUAUUAUUUAGUAGCAUAAGUGUUACUACAAAAUUAGUGUAGUCUCGAGUAAUCAUCAUGUAAAAUUAGUAGCACGAGAGAAAGAAGAUCUAGUUCUAUGUGACGAUAUUGUCUAGUUAGAUAGUGAUGGAUUCUUGAUUAAAACGCAAUCAAAAAAUUAUACUUAUUUAUAUCAUCAGUUGAUUGACCAGUGUCAUUUUUUUCUCGUCAUUUAGUUACGACAAAAAUCUAUCGAGCAAAUUAAGAUGUUCCUUUAAGUUUAACGUGGUGUGGACUAUGCUUUGCUACUAACUGGUCGAAGUUAGUUACAAAGUGUAAUAGAUAGAUUCGAAUCCCAAAUGUCCAUGUUGAUCGAAGGUACACAUUGCGGAUAAAUAACGACUGGUACGAAACAUAAGUUAACAUCAUACCGACUACCUUUCAGUGUAUAACAUGUAUGUGAUCAUUACAUGUGGAUAACUCAACAUGGACAAAGUACCGUCAUAUUAUGAAGUUUAUUUCGGCAGACGUUUUUCAGUUAUAAAUAAAAUUUUGAUUGAAUCAAACUGAUCACUGUUUAGUAAAUAAAAUUUAUUAUGAACAAAAUAUCUCAAAUGAAUAAUAUUAAAUACUAAGUCAUAUUAUGCCCUCAAAUGACCUCGUACGGUCGAGGAUGGAUAGAGUUCACUCUCCAGAUGCUCUCACAUGGCCACGCGUAUAUAAACACUUCCAUGGACGUCCGAAUCACUCCCUUCUCACAGCACCGGUGUUGUUUACGAAAUUGAGAGGACAAAAAGUGAAUAUCCGGUGCUUUAACCGGGUUGUUGGAUACGGAGAGUCCACCUAGGACAGUUGGAAAACGCUGAUUGCAAAUCAACGGUGGGUAUGGGUUCCAGGAUCCUUAUGGAACAAAAGGUGUAUGAACUUGAUGUUGGCCAACGGUUACCAUGAGACUAAAUCUUCAUGAUCAAUUAUCAUAGUCAAUCGUAAAAUAAAUGUUUAUUCAUUCAUUGUCAUAUUUUGUUUGUCUAAAAUAAAUAACUUGAUCGUAUGAUUCCUAAUUUAAAACUGCUUUUUCUUAUCUACUUUUUAUGUAUAAGGAAAUAAACAGUCAUUGAUUACUGAGCCAGAGAAGAAUAAUAUCGAUGUAUACGGCUUAUUAAAAAAACAUUGGACCACACUGUAUUCAGCACAUAGAAUGACGUUGGUUGUGCAAUCGAAAGGUAAUUGUAUACGAGGAGGACAUAUAUAUAUUGUAGAUACGAGAGAAUUUUGUUUAGCAAAGGUAUAUAGUGACUGUUUCAAAAGCACUAAUAAAUAUCAAUAUCUAGUCAAUUAAACAUGAUUGCGAAAAACUAGAUUAGUACUAGAGACUAGACGAUCAUUACUCAGUACUCGAAAAUGUCAAACUCGAUGAGGUAGUUUAGUGGAAAUGGAUCUGACUGUAACAUGUAAGGACUCUUAUUUAGAUCAAAUGAUGAAUAGCAGUUUACUUUACAUGACAGCUAACUUGUUUAUCUAGGGCUUCCAAACACCCGUCCUCCAUCAUCUUAGUAGAAUAUUCAGGGGUUAGGUCUAAUCAGAUUACAUUCAUUUUAUUUCUAAUCAUAAAUAUUGCAAUACAAAAACACAUCAUAGACUGUAAGUAGACCAAAAAUAGCAAUUUCGAAUUGUUGAGUAAAUGAUUAUGGCCUACAGAAGUUGAACAUAUCAUUUGUUCAAAGAUGAAUCUCAAAGUACAGUUGAUAAGCUGUGCCAUCAUUACUUAAUGGUAGUAAAUUAAUUUUCUCCAAUGCUUUUUUCCCUUCCUGUUAAUAUAACUAUUCAUUUCAAUUUCAAAAGUAAACUUCUAAUUUGUGAGAGUUUUCAUGACAAUCGUUUUCAUUACAAUUUGAACAAAAUUACAAUCAAGUAGUUGUGCAAUGCACAUUCUUAUCCUACGACAAUCAUUCUGUGGUGAUAUUUUGGAAAACAUGUUAACAGAUAAUAUUCACAAACCCGAAGAAUAGAACUAAAAAUAUAUGUUCUAGGGAAGUGUCUAAGCUAUUGUGCAUAAAAUAACCAGGUGUAUUUAUAUAGUUCAUUGAUUGUUGAGCAGUAUUACCAAUGUCAUAUUUGUCUAAUCGUUUAGUACUGACUAAAGUUUAUUAGUCAAACUGCAAUAUAACCAUCGGUCCAAAUAAAUCGACUUCUCAUCCAAUACGUUGAGAAGUUGAGUAGGUGAAUGUAUUCAAAAGGAAGUUAUAUUACACAUAGGUUUCAUGAUAUUUGGUACGCAUCAGCAUGAGGUAUCUGUCAUCUCGAUGAAGAUGAUGUAUCCUGUGGGAUUCGAAUCUAUUCCAUUCAGUUUCACAAUCUGAGAGGAGUGCCAAAUAUCACGAAUCAUUCUUUGAACAAAAUGGAGAGAAUUGUUCGAGAGAACUUUUCGAAUAUACCUGCAAAUCGAUCAGUGAAAAUAGAUUUGACAAGAUAUAGAAACAGUUUUGAUUCACCAGAAUUCUUAAAAUUAUACCAUGUUGAUAGUACUCGAAAUAAGGAACAAUUACGUAUGGUUUGGGCUGUACCAAGUGUUUGUACAUUGUAUGAAUCAAAUCCAGUUGCUGUGCUUGCAUAUUUUCUAAGUGAUAAACAUCCAUAUGGUCUUGAAAAUUACCUUAAAAAUAAUCAUUUAGCUACAGAAGUAAAAUGUGAAUUUUCUGCAAUGUCCGAUUUUGAUAAUUCAACAAUUUGUGCUUUAAUUACCAUUUGUAUUGAUUUAAAUGGAACACGUCCUGAUCUAUUCAAAAUUACAAAAAUUGUUUAUGAAUAUUUACGAUUUUUAUCGAAUAAAGCAAAUGAUGCAUGUAUAAAUAAAAACUCUGAAGAAUACAUUCAUAAUACUACUACCAAUAAUAAUAGUAGUAAUAAUACUGCUAAUAUUAAAUCAACAUUUGAUUCAUGUGUAAGAGAUUUUCAAUUAACUCAAAAAGAAACAUUUCAAUGUCGUACAAUAUUUGGACCACAAGAAACUGUUAUAUGGAUUGCUACAAUGUUACAUCAUACAUUACCACAAGAUGUACAUUCAGCAUAUUUAAUUAUAAAGACACUUGAUAUUCAGGUGUAUUCAGAACUAUUGGAUACUUUAUCAAAACAACAAGCUUGUUUAAUUCACAGUUUCAAGUUAAAUCCUACGAUACAUAGAAAUAUUCAUGUUGAAAAAUGGUACAAUUUACAAUAUACACAAGAAGAAGUGUCCACUAAACAAAUAGGCUGUUUGAAUAAUCUACAUGGAACAAUUCCAUUCUCACUUCCAUUAAAAGUUAAUGGAAAUGUGCAUGAAUAUUUGACUUUAUCAUCAGAAAAUGAUAUACAAACACCUAUAAAUCUAACGACAGAAUUUAAAGGAACUGUCUUUGAAGAUUAUGGAUCCCUAUGGUACCAACAGCUGAAUAAUCAACUUAAAAAUGAAGCUUACAUUUAUGUGCAAAUUUCAACGGGAAUGGAACUCAACUACCCUUUAAAAGCAUGUUUAUCUCGCUUAUUACAGUUAAGCAUCAAACUUCGAUCCUCCAAUUGUAAAUUAUUAACAAUGGAAUCUAGAAUGAAAAGUUCAGUGAAUACAAAUGUAAAUGGACCGGAAUUUAUUAUUAAAGGACCAUCUGAAAAAAUUUCGUAUUACUAUAAAGAAUUUUUAAAGAGUGUAAUUGAUGAUAUAACUAAAGAACAUUUUAUACAAUGUAAAACAUUAUUAAUUGAAGAAUUAAAUAAUCAAUUAUCUGAUCCAAAUUUAGUUGCUAAUAAUAUAAAUUCAUGUUUAUGGUAUCCAAAUGAAUAUAUUGCCAGUAGUUUAUUAAAUUCAUUAGAAUACAUUACAAUAGCUGACUUAAUGGCAUUUCAAACUAAAUAUUUUUAUCAAAUGGAAAUUAUCAUGUAUAUUGUUGGUGAUGUAACAUGUAAUCUGGCAAAGGAUUUAUUUACCUACACAAUAGGAUUUUUCAAGUGUCACCCAAAACCUAAAGAGAUUCAACACAUCGAGUAUAUAUCAAUUCAACCAGGCAUUUAUUAUCAUUCUGUACCGAAUAUAUCAAAUAAUGAAAAGUUUCAUCAACUUAUUCAAUUUGACCGAAUUGAAAAAGCUUCAUCAGUAGAUGAAUUUUAUUGUCAAAUAAUAACGGAAUUAUUGAAAUCACAUGCAAAGCAAUACUUUCAACAUUAUGAAUCAGUGAAUGGUCCAAUUUCAUUAGAUUUCUAUAAGUUUGCAUUGAAUUCAUCUAAUCUAACAAUUGGAACACGUUUAUCUCUUAAUAGUCAAUUAAAUAAACAUGAUGGAGAUUAUCUGAUAAAUUGUAUUCAAGUAUUUUGGAAUGAAAUUGCACCACGUGUUAUUGCUUGUGUUGAUAAUAAUAAUCUUGAACAAAUUUGCAAUACAAUCAUAUCAAGUGAAUUAGUCAAAAAUAAUAAUCUCGAAUUAAUAUCUCAAUUUUACUGGGAUAAAAUUAAAACAAAUUUGUUAGAUGGAGGACUCAGUAGAAAGAAUAUGUUAAAAAGAGAAAUGAACCGAGAGAAAUUACUAGAAUAUUUCCAUAAAACCUAUUUAAAUCCUAUGAAGAAAACUACCAUAUUUAUUGACUUUAGGAAUAUAGAAUCUAAUGAAUUCAUCAAAUCAAUGAAUAUUACUAAAAUAAACGGAACAAAUUUUAAUCCCAACUUAAAUUCUUAUUUAAAAGAUGAAGAUCUUAUGAAUACAUCUAAUGAAUUUUCUAGACAAACAUCAAAUGAUUUAAGAACAAUACAAAGGAUUAAAACAAUAAAACGAAUUGAAUCAUUCCGAACGGAGUUUAAUAAUUAGGCUAAUCAUCAUUUACAUAAAUGUAAUAAACAAACUAUUCAUAACCAUUGAUCAAUUGAACUGGGUUCUUUUUCUCCAUUGUUAAAUUAUUUCUUUUCAUUUAAAUGAACAAAUGGAAUUUGUCAAUUUUCAUUAUUUAUUAUUGACAGUUGAACAAAAUGACUUUUUUUGCAUGCGCCCGCGCGCGUGCGUACGUACGUACCUGUGUGUAUGUGUGUGUGUAAUUUUUACCUAUAAUUUUAAAUGAGAACAAUAAUUAUAGCUUUACAUU